CAAGUACCCGUACAUGCGCAUGCGCGGAUGUAUGCCGACACUGACAAACCCUACUCGAUUUUAAGCAGGUGAAGGGUUUGCAGACUGAUGCAUUUGUUAAAGAAUUAAGACAAGAACAGCAUGGUGGUGGUUGUGUCACCAACAGACGUAGCAGAAGGAGAGGACCAGAUCGAUGGACUCGGAUCUGAACCAUCAUCUGGUGCUUCUGGCUCAUCAAAUACAAACUGGAAUCAGAGGAGAACAAAAGAAGAUGAAGGGGAUUUGAAAUUUGAGUUUAAUCGCUUGGAGACAUUCCUGUUCUGGCCCGUGAAUUCGGCCGUCAGUGCUGAGGCUCUUGCACUCGAUGGAUUUUACUUUUUUGGACCAGCUGGCCAGGAUCGGGUCCGUUGUGUGUUCUGUGAGGUGGUUCUCAAAGACUGGGAACCUGGUGAUAUUGUCUCGGACGACCACAAGAAAUUUUCUGUUGGCUGUCCGUUUAAAUGUCAGGCAAAUGUGGGUAAUGUUCCAUUCUAUGGGCCACGUAUCAGUGAAUGGAAUCCUUACAACUACCAAAUGGUAAGCUGGAAGGAAAGAUUGCUAUCUUUUCAACAGUGGCCCAAAGCUUUGGCACAGAAACCGAGGGUGUUAGCAGCUGCAGGAUUCUAUUACAAAGGUCGUGGCGACAUUGUGCAAUGCUUCUGCUGUGGAGGAAUAGUGAAACUUUGGCUAGCCACAGAUGACCCAUGGCUGGAGCACAUGAGACAUUUUCCUACAUGUUUCCAUAUUCAAGAAAACAUUGCUUACCAUAAAAUACCAACAUCUUAUCACAUGAGGCCACCUUCUCCACAACUGCACAGCCAACUAGCACACGCUGCAGCGGCACCAGCCGCCAGGCCUAAAACAUUACAUCGCUCUACGUCAGAGAUUGCCCUGGAUAUGGGAUACAGACGUGACCUCAUAACAAUAUAUAGGCAGUAUCUUGGGAAGCAUGGCAGCCAUGAAGCAGAGGACCCUAACCAGUUCAUCCUUGAUCUGGAAAGAUUCAAAGUUCAGCCAGAAACACAGCCACCGGGAGAAUACACAACUGAUUGUCCCGGUCCACUAUCACCAUUAGAUAAAAAGAAACGUGUGGAGAGUGUGUCCUCAUUCUGUUCUGUAUGCAGCAGUCCUGACGAACCAGAUUGUUGCUAUGUUACGCUGAACUGUGGUCAUCAUACUUGCUGUGAACAGAAUGCUCUGAACUGCGAGACAUGCACAGAAUGUAAAGGGAAAGUGAAGGCUUGCCUCACAGUCCCGAUGAAAACAGCCGAACGACCUUACAGCUGGAAUCCUCCUAACGAAUCAGCUUCUGGGAACAGCCAUGAUGCUGUAUUCUAUUAAAUUAUAAGUUCAAAGUUUUUGCAGAAAUGUAGAAUUGAGUAAUUUUUAUUUGGUGCAAUUUUUAUGUUAUAUGGAAUUCUAGUUGUGCAGAGUUGAAUAUGUAAUUUGGAAAUUAGUUUUGCUGUAGUGUUAACUUUCCAUUUUCUAUCAAGUUCCUGAAAAAAAUCACAGGAAAAAACCCACUAAAAUUAUUCAAACAACACCAUCGGGGGUAAAAGAUCCUGAAAUAUGAAAUUUGGGUAAGGGAGAAGAUGGGGAUUGACGGUUGAGGGGCCUACUUGCAUAUUAAGUCUAUCAAUUUAACUUGUAAUUUGAAAAUAUGUACAACAUCAUUUACUUUACGAGAAAAAUCACUGAAUCAAGUAAAAAUAAUACAGUACAUCGUAAAAAGAUAUAAUUCUUGUAUUUAAGAAAAACAAUGAAAGGUAUUAAUAAGUAAGGAAAAAUGAAUCAUGCAUCUAAAUCAAUAAAUCAUGCACAAAUCAAUAAAUCAUGCAUAAAUCAAUAAAUCAUGCAUAAAUCAUUUGUUUGGUUCGUUAAAACACUUAGCAAAAUCAUGCAGUUAUUUAAAUCUAAUUUAAGUCAAUUACGAAAACAUUGCUGACAAAGUAAAUAUUUUGUCUACACAUCUAGUUUGAUUAAUUCAGUCGAUAGGAUAUACAAAAUUUUAUUUUAAGGAUUGGGAGAAGCAUCUGCUACCCUAAAAGCCUCCCCUACUGUCCCCUUUCCCACUCUUAACAUGAAUUAUGAGAGAGGAUGAGAAAUCAGUAAGCCAUAUAUAUCAAUACUUAACUAUUUAAGAGUUUCCGGGGCGGGGGGGAUUCUCUUUCGGAAUCAAGAGAUCUAGAGGACAUAAUCACCAAGCCAAUAGAUUUGGAAACCUAGGGGUAGGAAAGAGUGGGAGAGGAUAAGCUAGCCAAAAGUUUCUUCCUCAAAGGAAAAUGAAAAAGAUAAGAAAAAAGAAAUUGAAACAUAAAGGUGUUGAGGAGGGGAAAGAUUAGCAAUUAAAAGUUUCCCCUAGAAUAGGAUGAUAAUACAGUGAAACCUCGUUAUACUGCCACCAUUUACUUUAUCCACAGAAAGUUGGUGUUAUAAAGGGGUUUGGCGUAUCCACAGAAAGCUGGUGUUAUAAAGGGGUUGGGCUUUCCACAGAAAGUUGGUGGUAUAAAGGGGUUUGGCGUAUCCACAGAAAGUUGGUGUUAUAAAGGGGUUUGGCCUAAAUUGAGGAAAAUGUAUAAGGGAAUUCUUUAGAAAAUGAGAUAAAAAGAAACCUUGAAAUAUGUUGAUGAUAAGCGAGGGGGCAAAUGAAAUGAGGGGCAUUAUAUCGAGGUUUUGCUGUAAUAUAUCAAACAUAUUCAUUGGACGAAAAGUUAUCAUAUAGGGAAUUUUAUGUGCAUAUGUGAAUAUAUAUAUGGGGCAAAGAAGUAAUUCCAACAGUGUGGACAAGUUUAGGUUGUAAAAUUUUC
This is a messenger RNA of Mizuhopecten yessoensis (Yesso scallop), 2825 nucleotides long. RefSeq names its product baculoviral IAP repeat-containing protein 2-like. The transcript has 5 exons. The record is from RefSeq and is a predicted model, not a curated record. Lineage: Eukaryota; Metazoa; Mollusca; Bivalvia; Pectinida; Pectinidae. Gene Ontology annotation, biological process: regulation of cell cycle; negative regulation of apoptotic process; positive regulation of protein ubiquitination. The coding region runs from base 121 to 1359 and encodes 412 amino acids. Gene Ontology annotation, molecular function: cysteine-type endopeptidase inhibitor activity involved in apoptotic process; ubiquitin protein ligase activity. Gene Ontology annotation, cellular component: cytoplasm; nucleus.